UCAAAUGAGCAAACCAAGUACAAGGGAGCAGGCAAGCAUAUAGUCAGGGAUAAGCCGGGGUCGGUGCAGGCGGAGUUCUUUCUUAGUCAGAUCAGGUCAGAUACAGGCAACAGAAUCAGGUUAUAGAGUGCAGAACGUUUAAAUAGACAUGUACGCUACUGCGCAUGUGCGCACUCGCACGCUCCUGCGCAUUCACACCUGCAUGCUCCCGCGCAUGCGCACUCGCACCGCCGCGGCCAGAGGGGAUCCGGGGCCGUCGCAC
Messenger RNA from Staurois parvus, 262 nucleotides. The record is from the annotation of a GenBank genome assembly. Lineage: Eukaryota; Metazoa; Chordata; Amphibia; Anura; Ranidae.